UAUGACGAUAAGAUGUACAUGGGGUUCGUACACACAACAUUCUCUCAAAGUCACCAGUGAUAAUUCAGGGAAUGCUGAUUUGGUUUUCCUUGUAGUGAACGUCUCCACAUGUUCGACACCGCCCCGGCGUCCGGAUGGACUGGCGACCAAAUUGCGCGUAUGCAGUCCGCCCCUCUUAACCAGUGGUUCAACGGAAACCCCAACUUUGUCGGACAACCCUGGUUCACCGAUGCCGCGGAAUUCGACUUUACGACGCUCCAACCCAAAUACAUCAACCGCAACUUUGAGGACGACAAAUUCGGCCAAUUGCACGGUUAUGCUUUCUGCUCUGGGCACGCUCAGCUGGCAAAUGGAUCUUAUCUCGUUGCUGGAGGUGACGAAUUCUGGUACAAGCAAUUCAACAACAAGAGCUACACUUCCAACGGACGCUCGGACAUUCGUGUAUUCAACCCGUCGACUGCGGCAAAAACCGAACCGGAACUGACCUAUGUCGCCUCCAUGUACCGUCCUCCAGACAUGCAACCCAACGCUGUUGGGGGAUCAUCCUACACAUACUGGGGUCGUUGGUACCCUUCUCUGCUUGCGCUGCCAAACGAGGAAAUCAUGUUGAUUGGAGGUCAGCACUACUUCUUCAACGCCACCGAUACCCUUGCAGACUCUCCCACGUUCGAGAAGUGGAGUCCUAUCAGCGGUCCGAUGGGACCUUCCAAGCCCAUCGCACUCCUCGGAAAGUACUUCCCCAUCAACAUGUACCCCAUCGCAUACGUGCUGCCCAGCUCCGGCAAGGUCUGGGUUUUCGCACACUCCGAAUCCGCCAUCGUUGACCCCGACACCGGCCUCGAAACGCCUCACGCCGCCUUGGACUUGACGAAGGCCAACGGUCAGCUUCCCCUGUCUUUCCCAUUCGCAGGUACCAACUUUGUCCCCAUGAUGUCCUACCGCGACAACUACCGCAUGGAGUCCUGGAUUUGCGGUGGUGUCAACGGCACCGCCGCCGAUGGCAAUCCGACUCCCCGUGCCAACAACGGCAAGGACGCCUGGUCCAACUGCCCCAACUGCACUCCCGUCAAAGUUUGCCACUGGACCACAUUGGAAGACAAGGGUGCUACCUUGACCACAAAUGUUCAAUUUACCCAGGAAGACAUGCCCAUUGCCCGUUCGCAGCCCGCCGCCGUCAACUUGCCCGAUGGAACCGUCGCCAUCGUCUCCGGCUCUGGACUUGGACACCAAGGUGGUGUGUACGGUCAGCCCCAGGCUAGCAAGGGUGUCAAAGAGGUCGUCAUCUUUGACCCGACCUACCCGCCCUCGGACCCCACCAACCGAUGGAAGGUUGGCGCUGCCGCUCCCACUGGUCGUCACUACCACAACAUUGCUUUGCUUCGUUCUGACGGUACCGUCGUCACUGGAGGAGGUGAUGCGCAGAACGGAGACGACUUUGCCAACAACCGUCCCGAUGACAUGUCUUUGGACAUCUACUACCCGCCAUACAAGUUCAUUGCCAACCCCCCCAAGCUUGUCCUGCCUUUCCCUACUGCCCAAGCGACAUACGGUCAACAGAUCGAGGUUCCCUUCGUUGACGCGAUCGCCGAGACCAUCGUUUCCGUCAGCAUCAUUCGCCAGGCCUCGAUGACACACACCGUCAACCUCGACCAGCGUCACAUUGAGCUGCAGAUCCUGAAGUACGGCAAGCAAAAGCUCCUUGUCCAGCUUCCCGCCACCCCUAGCAUCGCGCCCCCCGGUAACUGGAUGCUCUUUGCGACGGACAACAAGGGUGCCGUUGUCGAGCGCUCUGGUCUCGUCAACAUCAGGGCUACCAACCCCAACACACCGCCAAAGUGGACUGACGCCGACACCGUGCCUACUCCCCAGACGCCCGUCAAGAACCGUGACUCGCGCGUCAACACCGCCAGCGCCGCCGGUGCCGUCCGUGCCUCGGUUGCCGCUGUUGCCGGUGUCUCCGCCCUUGUCGCCAGCCUCAUGUUCUAAACGCCCACCGUUUAGAAAACAUCGGCGUCGCCCGUUGAAGCCGGUCGAGCGGAGUAACCUCUGCGGUCCCGUCCCGUUUAGACUCGUCGAUAGAACGGCGUAUGCUCGUAGCUAUACAUACACCUUUCCAUAGAGCAUAUAUCAUCCCUCACAAUGUUGUGCCGAUUAGAACUCUGCAUAUCUCGAGACACGGCGUGUUGCUUUACAUAGAGCCUUUUGUAUUAAUAUCAUUCAUCUAUUUCGCAUUUGAGU
Fimicolochytrium jonesii is the source of this 2238-nucleotide messenger RNA. RefSeq lists its product as uncharacterized. The transcript is spliced from 3 exons. NCBI's taxonomy places the organism in Eukaryota, Fungi, Chytridiomycota, Chytridiomycetes, Spizellomycetales, Powellomycetaceae. The coding region runs from base 109 to 1986 and encodes 625 amino acids. The record is from RefSeq and is a predicted model, not a curated record.